Molecule: messenger RNA, 1147 nt
Organism: Budorcas taxicolor (takin)
Lineage: Eukaryota; Metazoa; Chordata; Mammalia; Artiodactyla; Bovidae
Gene: RBM43
Product: RNA binding motif protein 43
Exons: 4
Coding region: 1-1038 (345 amino acids)
Molecular function (GO): RNA binding
Source: RefSeq, a predicted model, not a curated record
AUGCAAACAGCAUCAGUUUUGAAUGUUAAGGAAUCCAAAGCUUCUGAAAGAACAGUUGUAGUUGCUGGUCUUCCAACUGAUCUUGAUGACCAGUUACUGACCACAGUAGUGAAGAUUCGCUUUGAAGAUACUGACAGUGGGGGUGGCGUUGUUGAAGAUGUGAUAUAUCCAACAAGAACGAAGGGAGUUGCAUAUGUAACAUUCAAAGAAAAAACAGUUGCAGAGAAUGUCGUCAGGAAAAAGAAACACUAUAUAGAAGGCAUGGUUGGAUCUGCUCAACUCAUAGUCUCCCACUUCAGUGAAAAGGUCUUCGGCUCUGUAAAGGCUGUCCUUGAUCUUUCUGUUUUUCGGAGUCAAAUCCGUCUAGAAAGUCUGGUAAUGGACCUGAAAAUGGAAAUCCCAACGUUAUGCUUAAGUCCUUUGGAAGCCAAUGGAAGAAUCUCCGUUCAAGGAACAUUUCUGGCUAUCAAGAAGCUCAAAGAAUCUUUGCUAUUAAAAGCAAGUUUUCUUUCAGAAAAAAAUAGGAACAGACAGAGCCCCAGGGGAAGUACACGGAGAAGCAGUCACUCUUUAAAGCCCCCCAGGUGGUUGACACCUGAGACUACGAAAAGAGGAGAAAGUCUUGUUCUUGACACAGAUACUUUCCUUUACCUGAAAAAGAAGACAGACUUUUAUGAAAGCACACUGAGAACAUUGCAUGUUCUAUGUCAAGAGACAGUGGAUGGUGAAAUUACCACACUUUGUAUAAAGAAUGCUCAAGGUAGUUCUCAGUCAAACAAUGAAAAACAGGCGAAAGAGUUCAUUGAGAAAUAUUCACAUGCUCUUCACCUUGAGCUUAGAAAGGAGACACUUCUUUUAGAAGGAAAGGAAGAUAGAGAGAAAGAAAAUAUUAAGCUGGCAUGCAAGCAGCUAAGUUUGAGUUACCUUCAUGUUCUGGUUAAUUUCUAUAAGACACACAUUGAUGUUAUAGGGCCUCCUUCUGACACAUACUUGUUUAAAAAAGAGGUCAUGGAAUUAAUAAGGCAAAAAGUUAGGUAAUAAAAUCCUCAGCAGUAGUAACAAGAAGGGCUGAUUGAUUCCUUCCCUUACUGAGCAGUGGUGAUGUCAUGCAUGAUGCCAGCUUUACACACAUUAUCUUAUUUAAUUU